Molecule: messenger RNA, 1194 nt
Organism: Exophiala spinifera
Lineage: Eukaryota; Fungi; Ascomycota; Eurotiomycetes; Chaetothyriales; Herpotrichiellaceae
Exons: 1
Coding region: 1-1194 (397 amino acids)
Source: RefSeq, a predicted model, not a curated record
AUGAACGUUCUGUCAUUGAAGACUCUUAUUAACAAUCGAGUUGCUCGCAAUACCACUCCCGAUGGAUGGCCAUUCACAUCUCUUUCUUUCGAGUUGAGGAGCAUCAGAAACAUUUCCGAUCUUCUGAGAAGAGUCGCCAGUGGUAGAAGGAGGAUGUAUUGGGUCACUGUAGUUGUUUUAGGAGCUGUUGCGGGAGUAGUACUGGUUGUUGGCGUCGCACAAUCGUGGGAAAUCUGUCGACAAACGCGAACUGAAGGCGUGGAUCUUGAGAUUGGAAAGGGAAUUGACGCUGGCCGUGCUGAAAUUGCUCACAACGACAAGUGGAUUUUCGGUUCUGUCGUGACGAGAUUGUGCACAUCCUCAAGGCUAGGGCCUGAUGCAGUCACGGUGUGCAGAGGCUGGCCUCGGCCGUCGCCGGAGAGUAUGACUUUGGUUCAACCAAAACAGGGUAUCGGCAUCCAAGCUCUGACCCGGCCGACUGGAGCAGAAGCAAAAGCAAAAGCAAAAGCAGACGCAGAGGCAAAAGCAAAUGCAGAGAGCGAUGCCAAGGCGCAGGCAGAUGGACGGCUCGAGGAGUACAUGUCUGGCCUCCCAAGCCCCCCUCCUGUCCACCUCGCUCAGAAAAUUAACUUCCAGCGUGCCAGCCUCGUGCCGGUACCCCUCCGACCACGUCGAGUACAAGCAUCUACUACCUCUGACAAGACCUGCAAUAGCGAAUCUGUGGACUUCGCCAUCCGCCCAGUCGCGAAAGGGACAUACUCGUUGCAUCCCGUUCCCCUCAGACCACACCCUAUACCUGGAGACGUGCAAAAUCAGCCAAGUGAAGGAGCCGCAGCCGGUAUCCAGAACAAGCACCAUUCAGGGACGAACUCGAACAUUCGAUCUACCAGAAAAAGCGCUGGUGCAGACGCGUGUCGUCCUGAUUCGACCACCUCGGGAACGGACAGCUUGACUCGUACGCAUCGUGAAGAAAAUCACCACAUAACCGACAAGCUUUGCAGAACAAUUCUCAAUUUCAACAUCGCGAAGCAAGCCCAGAACAUUGGCCAGAGAAAAACAGGGAGUCGCAAGGUCGACUUGCCGUACUUUGAGAGCUGCAAAUUGAAAAACCAGUACAGGACGCUGGGCCGAAGGAGUAAAAGCAGAAGUGCGGAGUUGUUAUCAGACGAAGUUAUUGAUCUGAAACAUAUGUGA